AUGUUGGUGUCCGAUGUUCGAGUACACGGAUCACUCGAUGGUAUUUCAACGCCGAUUCGAAAAGCUGUCAAACAUUCGAGUACAAUGGUUGUGAAGGCAACAGAAACAACUUUGCGUCACAGAAAUCCUGCCAAAACUACUGCCUUUCCGAAGCUUGUCCUCCUGGAACGGUGGUUGCUAAAGAUGGAGAAGGAAGCCGUUUGGUUCAAUGUAGCAAUCCUGGUGGCCAAGGUCGUGUUUCUGGUGGAUGUCCUGAUGGGUAUACGUGCUACUCGUCUCCAUUACUGGACCAGAGUGUAUGUUGUGGAGCCAGUACUGAGCUUCAAUCACUUUGCCCCACUGCUAUUCGGACUCCUUAUCUCGGCGCCUAUCUCUCAACCGAUGCAGUGUACACCAAAUGUGGAUGGAGCCUGUCCGGGCAACUUCUUCUGCUGGUUCUCCACCACUGCCACAUCAGUCAACGCUUUCUACUGCUGUCGUUCACCGGAUAGCGUAGAUACCGGAUACUGCCCACCUCAACUAGUGCCUGUACCCGGAGAGGGAGGUGCUCAGUACAAGUACUGUUCACCUUCUGCGCCACUCAACGAUGCCAUUCAAGGAUGUGGAGCCAACAGGCAUUGUCAAUUCAGUACAACUCUCGAGAGGUAUAUUUGCUGCGGUCUGGAAUCAGAUGUUCGAUUGCCUAAUGUAUGUCCACCUCAGCCAGCUAACCUUGUUCCGGUUGAGCUAGCUGGAAACUACCGUACCUGCAAUCCGUGA
Cooperia oncophora is the source of this 759-nucleotide messenger RNA. The record is from the annotation of a GenBank genome assembly. Lineage: Eukaryota; Metazoa; Nematoda; Chromadorea; Rhabditida; Trichostrongylidae.